Molecule: messenger RNA, 1410 nt
Organism: Chaetomium globosum CBS 148.51
Lineage: Eukaryota; Fungi; Ascomycota; Sordariomycetes; Sordariales; Chaetomiaceae
Product: cytochrome c oxidase assembly protein, putative
Exons: 2
Coding region: 1-1410 (469 amino acids)
Biological process (GO): heme A biosynthetic process
Cellular component (GO): mitochondrial inner membrane
Molecular function (GO): oxidoreductase activity, acting on NAD(P)H, heme protein as acceptor
Source: RefSeq, a predicted model, not a curated record
AUGGCCUUCAUUCAACUCGGCCUACGCAGGGCCACUGCCAGCCUUCCUCGGGUACCGUUCCCAUGCAGCCCAUGUCUGCGGCAGCAGGUUCCGGUCCCUCCGGCGCGAGUCCUGAAGCUCUUGGGAGCUACCCGAAGCUAUGCCUCGAGGACUACAGCGGGUUCCAAGUCCCCAAUUGGGUCGCUAAGCAGAAAUAUUACAAAAGCCGCACGGCCCGCGCCGCAAUCUGCUUCUUCUCAGAGCUCGGGGAAGUCCUCGUCGUUCCCCAAGACUAACGCCAAAGUGGUGGGGUACUGGCUGAUGGGCAGUGCUGUGAGCGUCUUCGGCAUUGUGGUAUUCGGGGGCUUGACAAGGUUGACCGAGUCUGGCUUGAGCAUUACUGAGUGGAGGCCUGUGACGGGCUCGUUACCUCCCAUGUCUGACGCCGACUGGCAAUCUGAGUUCGACAAGUACCGCGCUUCCCCGGAAUUCAAGCUGAUAAACCCGCACAUGGAUCUGGCCGAGUUCAAGAAGAUCUACUUCAUGGAAUGGGCACACCGUCUGUGGGGUCGCGUCAUCGGUCUCACCUUUGUUCUGCCGACCAUCUACUUCAUUGCACGCCGCCGGGUAACAGCGCGCAUGGCUGUCAACCUGGUCGGCAUCUCGGCUCUUAUCGGUUUCCAGGGAUUCAUCGGAUGGUGGAUGGUCAAGUCUGGGCUCAAGGAUGACCUCUUCGCCCCUGGCUCCCACCCCCGGGUUAGCCAGUACCGCCUGACCGCACACCUGGCUGCCGCGUUUGUCUGCUACUCCUGGAUGCUCGUCUCUGGCCUCGGCGUGCUCCGGUCCCACCGCCUCCUCCGCGAUCCAGAAGCCGCCGUCAAGACGUUUGCUGCGCUGAAGUCCCCCGCCCUGAGGGCCCUCCGCGGAUCUGUGGCUGCCCUGACGGUACUCAUCUUCACAACUGUUCUCUCGGGUGCCCUCGUCGCAGGCCUCGAUGCUGGCCUCAUCUACAACGAGUUUCCGAUGAUGGGCAAUGGUCUUACACCGCCUAAAUCCGAGCUGUUUGACAAGUUCUACAGCCGCAAGGAGGAUGAGUCCGACUUGUGGUGGCGCAACAUGCUCGAGAAUCCCUCGCUCGUCCAGCUCGACCAUCGAAUCCUCGCCACGACCACUUUUACCGCCGUGGUUGCCCUUGUUGCCUACAGCCGGACUGGCCGCGUCAAGGCUGCGAUGCCAAAGGAUGUGCGCAAGGGCGUCAUGGGCCUCCUGCAUCUGGCGUUGCUUCAGGUUUCGCUUGGCAUUACCACCCUCAUGUACAUGGUUCCCAUCUCGCUUGCCGCCGCCCACCAGGCCGGCGCACUCGGACUGUUGACAAUGGCUUUUGGUUGCUGGUCACCAGGUUGCGAGUUCCUAAGGCUACGCAAGCGUUAG